CAGCGAGCUCGGAUUCCAGAUUCAAAAGAAGCUGUUAGAAUAUAUAAAGAAAAAAAGUCCAUGAAACGAGGGGAAUAAGAACCAAACUUGUUUUUAUUACACUUAUUGUCGUGUUUGAACAAAGCUGAACCAAACGAGGGGAAUAAGAACAAAGCUGUUAGAAUAUCUUGUCGUGUUUCUACCCAAAAUUAAACUGUCUGUACAAAAAAGAAGUUGCUGUUUGUGAUAAAAAAAAAAAAACAUGUCUGAUGAAAAGUCAAUGGAAGUUGCUAAAGGAAAAAAAUGGGCGACUCUUGAUGAUAGUUUCAUACUGAUUUCUUUUGUGCCUUCUUUCUCAUUUCUCUUGAUUCUUGUUCAUUUUAACUUGAUUUUCCCUCAAAUCUCUAUUUUGUAUUUCCCAACACAAAUCGUGGUUUCAUUCCAUCGCUGUUGUUAGUAGAGAUAUCACAGGCGAGGAGGUUCUCAGGGAAGUUUGCAAUGAAACUCUUUUCCUCUUCCCAUCUCUCAAGUUACUAUCUAAGGCUUUCGGAAACAGUGCGGCGAUGGGGUUUUAAUCGGAGCCGCCGCUUACGGCGGCGGUGGAAAAUCCGGCGAGAUUGCUAGGCGGACAUGGACCAGCCAUCGCAUUUAUUAGAGUGGUCUGAAUACUGUGAUCAAAUCUAUGGGAAAGAAGAAGAAUUUAUCAUACUCCAGCACUCAGGAGUAGUUUGCUUACCAUCAGUAAGAACCAAUAAGGGUCCUUCAUCGUUUGUAUCGGUGACGGUGAGGUUUCAGACGGAAGUUUCUGCGAAGCCCAUUUACUUUCCAUUGCUCUCCCUUUUCUUGAAUCUGGUUUUGUUGCUGAUUCUUUUUGGUUCAUGGGUUUGCAAGAACAGGGUAGCUUCUGAAAAUAGUGAUGGUUUAGUGGAAAAAAGUUUCGUUAGCUGGCAUACACCUGAUUGGGCUCUCUUAGAUCUUCUGGUGGCUGCCCUUACUUGGGGUACUAUCUCCGUCUAUCUUCGUGGUCUAUUCACUGAUUUUCAUGAGCAAAAGUUACCAUUUCUGCUUAGAGUCUGGUGGGUUCUCUAUUUCAUGGUUUCUUGCUACCGUCUUGUGGUAGACUUUGUUCUAUACAAGAAGCAAGAACUGGUGCCAGUUCACAAUGUAAUGUCUGAUUUGGUGGGCGUUUGCGCUGGCUUGUUUCUCUGUUGUUCGUGCUUGUGGAAGAAAAGAGACAGCGAAAGGAUCAACCUUCUCCAAGAACCAUUAUUGAGUAGUGCUGAGUCUAACGAGAAUGAAGGCUGCGAUGAGGUCACUACACCUUUCUCAAAAGCUGGGUUUCUAAGCCUCGUGAGUUUCUCUUGGAUGAGUCCUCUGAUCACCUUAGGCAAUGAGAAAAUCAUAGACAGCAAGGAUGUUCCUCAGCUUGACAGUAGUGACAGAGCUGAGAAGCUGUUUCGGAUAUUUAGGAGUAAGCUUGAAUGGGACGAUGGUGAAAGAAGGAUCACCACAUUUAAGCUCAUCAAGGCACUCUUCCUCUCAGUGUGGCGAGAUAUUCUUUUGUCAACUCUGUUUGCUUUUGUCAACACGAUGUCUUGCUACGUUGCACCGUAUCUCAUGGAUAGUUUCGUCCAGUACCUGAAUGGUCACAGGCUGUAUAAAUACCAAGGCUAUGUCUUAGUGACAACUUUCUUUGUUGCUAAGCUUGUGGAGUGCCAAAGUCGGAGGCACUGGUUCUUCAGGGCGCAUAAAGCUGGGCUUGGGAUGAGAGCGGUCCUGGUUUCGAUGAUCUACGAAAAGGGCUUGACCCUUCCAUGUCACUCCAAGCAAGGACACACUAGCGGCGAGAUUAUAAACCUCAUGGCAGUAGAUGCAGACAGGAUCAACGCUUUUACUUGGUUUAUGCAUGAUCCAUGGAUACUUGUUUUACAAGUUAGUUUGGCCUUAUGGAUCUUGUACAAAAGUCUCGGACUUGGAUCGAUUGCAGCUGUUCCUGCCACUGUUUUGGUUAUGCUGGCGAAUUUUCCCUUUGCAAAGCUGGAAGAGAAGUUUCAGAGCAAUUUGAUGAAGUCCAAAGACAACAGGAUGAAGAAAACAUCGGAGGUCUUACUGAACAUGAGGAUUCUCAAACUUCAGGGAUGGGAGAUGAAGUUCCUUUCUAAGAUUCUUGAACUUAGGCAUGUCGAAGCAGGCUGGCUUAAGAAGUUCGUGUAUAACGCAGCAGCUAUCAGCUCUGUUUUGUGGACUGCACCGUCUUUCAUAUCUGCAACAGCUUUUGGCGCUUGUAUAUUGCUGAAGAUCCCUCUUGAGUCGGGAAAGAUACUAGCGGCUCUUGCAACUUUUCGGAUUCUGCAAGGCCCAAUCUACAAACUUCCGGAAACAAUCUCGAUGAUUGUUCAAACAAAGGUAUCUCUUCGCAGGAUUGCUUCUUUUCUCUGUCUUGAUGAUUUGCAGAAAGAUGUUGUGGAGAGACUUACUAGCAGAAGUUCAGAAAUGGCUCUAGAAGUCAGCAAUGGUUCCUUCUCUUGGGAUGAAUCUUCCCCAAUCCCAACACUGAGAGACGUGAGUUUCAAAGUAUCUCAAGGGAUGAAUGUAGCUAUUUGUGGUACCGUUGGCUCGGGUAAAUCAAGCUUACUCUCAUCCAUACUUGGUGAAGUUCCCAAAAUAUCUGGAAAUAUUAAAGUUUGUGGAACAAAAGCAUACAUUGCGCAAUCGCCUUGGAUUCAAAGCGGCAAAGUCGAAGAUAAUAUUCUGUUUGGUAAGGCAAUGGAAAGAGAAUGGUACGAGAAGGUGCUUGAAGCAUGUUCUUUGAAUAAGGACUUGGAGUUGCUUCCGUUCCAUGACCAGACGGUUAUUGGGGAAAGAGGUAUCAAUCUAAGCGGUGGACAGAAGCAACGUAUACAAAUCGCUCGUGCUCUCUACCAAAACGCAGAUAUUUAUCUGUUUGAUGACCCUUUUAGUGCAGUAGAUGCUCAUACAGGAUCACAUCUCUUCAAGGAAGUCUUGCUGGGGAUUCUGAGAAACAAGACAGUCAUAUACGUCACUCAUCAAGUUGAAUUUCUGCCUGAAGCUGAUCUUAUACUGGUUAUGAAAGAUGGAAAGAUCACGCAAGCAGGGAAAUACAAUGAAAUUCUGGAUUCAGGAACAGAUCUCAUGGAACUUGUAGGAGCUCACACUGAUGCCUUAGCAACCGUUGAUUCAUAUGAAACAGGCGAUGCUUCGACAAAACCAACCACGAUCAAAGAAAAAGAAGUCAUGAAUGAUGAAGAAAAACUAGAGAAAGGCACGGGUAAGCCAAAAAGAGGACAACUAGUUCAAGAAGAAGAAAGGGAGAAGGGCAAAGUUGGGUUCACAGUGUACAAAAAAUACAUGGCACUAGCAUACGGAGGAGCAGCUAUUCCUUUGAUAUUGAUAGUGCAGAUUCUCUUUCAGCUUCUACACAUUGGGAGCAACUACUGGAUGACCUGGGUGACUCCUGUUUCCAAGGACGUGGAGCCUCCAGUGAGCGGCUUCACGUUGAUCCUAGUCUAUGUAGCUCUAGCCAUCGCUAGCUCCUUAUGCAUACUCGUCAGGGCAUUGCUGGUUGCAAUGACUGGUUUCAAGAUGGCUACUGAACUCUUCACCCAAAUGCAUCUCCGCAUUUUCCGUGCCUCCAUGUCAUUCUUUGAUGCCACACCAAUGGGGAGAAUUCUGAACAGAGCUUCUACAGACCAAAGCGUGGCGGAUUUGAGAUUACCGGGUCAAUUUGCAUAUGUUGCUAUUGCGUCUAUUAACAUUUUGGGGAUUAUCGGAGUGAUGGUACAGGUCGCUUGGCAGGUCCUUAUCAUCUUUAUCCCUGUCGUCGCUGCAUGUGCCUGGUACCGGCAAUAUUACAUAUCUGCAGCUCGGGAACUGGCGAGAUUGGCUGGAAUAAGCAGAUCGCCUUUGGUACAUCAUUUUUCUGAAACACUUUCAGGGAUAACAACUAUCAGGAGCUUUGAUCAAGAACCGAGAUUCCUCGGUGACAUCAUGAGGCUCAGCGAUUGCUUUUCUCGGCUGAGGUUUCAUUCUACUGGUGUAAUGGAGUGGCUCUGCUUCCGACUUGAUCUGUUAUCCACCGUAGCGUUUGCUAUUUCACUUGUCAUCUUAGUUUCUGCGCCUGAAGGAGUCAUUAAUCCAAGCCUUGCAGGACUGGCUAUUACAUAUGCACUCAAUCUCAAUAGCUUGCAAUCAACUUUAAUAUGGACACUUUGCGAUCUCGAGAACAAAAUGAUAUCUGUGGAGAGAAUGCUUCAAUACAUAAACAUCCCCAGUGAACCACCUCUUGUGAUUGAAUCAACUCGGCCUGAGAAAUCAUGGCCUUGUCGUGGAGAGAUUACUAUUUGUGAUCUGCAGGUGCGAUAUGGUCCACAUUUGCCUAUGGUGCUUCAUGGAUUGACAUGCACUUUUCCAGGAGGCCUGAAAACUGGAAUCGUUGGAAGAACAGGAUGUGGCAAAUCCACUCUGAUUCAAACCCUUUUUAGGAUUGUGGAACCAACCGCUGGAGAAAUCAGAAUCGACGGAAUAAACAUCUUGACCAUUGGACUGCACGACUUGCGUUCCAGACUGAGUAUCAUACCUCAAGAUCCAACCAUGUUUGAAGGAACGGUUCGUAGUAACUUGGACCCUCUUGAGGAAUACAAUGAUGACCAAAUCUGGGAGUCCCUUGACAAGUGUCAACUCGGGGAUGAAGUGAGGAAGAAAGAACUAAAGCUAGAUUCCCCUGUUAGCGAGAAUGGACAGAACUGGAGUGUUGGUCAGAGACAACUGGUGUGUCUUGGACGAGUCUUGCUAAAGAGAAGCAAAGUAUUGGUUCUUGAUGAAGCCACUGCUUCUGUAGAUACUGCGACUGAUAAUCUGAUCCAGGAGACUCUGAGGGAACACUUUUCGGAUUGUACGGUGAUAACAAUCGCACACAGAAUAUCAUCUGUUAUUGACAGCGAUAUGGUUCUGCUCCUAGACCAAGGUCUUAUUAAAGAACAUGAUUCACCGGCGAGAUUGCUUGAAGACAAGUCGUCUUAUUUCUCAAAGCUUGUGGCAGAGUACACAUCGAGUUCGGACUCCAAAUCCAAAAGAAGCUGUUAACUAGAAUCCAAAGAUUCUUUUAAAAAUGGGACAGAUCAAGAGCCAAAAAAAGUUUCUAUCCAAAUUUGCAUACCGUCGUUUGUUCUUGACUUUUUUUUUAGCUGAUGAGACUUCCAUGAAAGUGGUAUAAUUGAAGUGGGAAAAUAAAAGUUUGGACAAAGACUCAUUAAUAGAUAAAUAUAAUAAAAUGUAGACCUGGAUUUCCAGUGGCUAUGAACACAUCCACAUGGCUCCAUCUUGUGUUGACUAAUCAUUUGAUAUUGCUGCU
Thlaspi arvense is the source of this 5350-nucleotide messenger RNA. Lineage: Eukaryota; Viridiplantae; Streptophyta; Magnoliopsida; Brassicales; Brassicaceae. The record is from the annotation of a GenBank genome assembly.